CAAAAAGAGAAACCUAUUUCUUUGGUACACUAUAAAUACUUAUAACCUUUCUUUAAGCUCUGAAUCUCAGCAACUAAAUCAAUCACACAAUAAAACAAAAUAAAAACAAACAAAAUGGGAAACUGCAUAUGUGUAAUAAACAAAACAACGACAGAGAGAAGAAGGAGAAGAGGAUCCACCGUGUUCCAUGACGACGACGUGGUGGAAGAGAAGCUGCUCGGGGAAACAAGUAACGUGUCGUCAUCAAGCUCUUCAUCCACGUGUGGAGGAAGAGAGAUUAAGAUAAAGAUGACGAGGAAAGAAUUUGAAGAUCUCAUGAGAAACAUUAGUUUGGAGGGAUUGACGGCGGAAGAGGUUUUUUCUAACUUUCUUUCUGACGGGGGAGAUCAAACCGGAACCGCCGCUGAUCAAUCCAAUGAUCACCAACGGCCGUGGAGACCAGCGUUACAGAGCAUCCCUGAGAUUGAUUAAUGUUUUUGUUUGGUGAAUUGAUUAGAAAAAGCUGAGUUUAAUCGCUUAAUCAGUGAUCUUAGCUAAUUCAAAAUUAUGUACAUGCUUGUUUUGUAAUUAUCUUUUCUUUUUCAACAAAAUACAUUUGGAUGCAACAUCCAGAUGCUAAUAUAUUAGAUAUUUUGUUUGAAUAAUCUAAUAUUAUUUGUAAUGUUUUUCCAAUUGUUUAUUGUAAAUAAUGUUUGUAA
Molecule: messenger RNA, 698 nt
Organism: Brassica napus (rape)
Lineage: Eukaryota; Viridiplantae; Streptophyta; Magnoliopsida; Brassicales; Brassicaceae
Exons: 1
Coding region: 115-471 (118 amino acids)
Source: RefSeq, a predicted model, not a curated record